CAUGUGAGGAGGAGUAAGAUGUAUGAAACGAUCCUUCAAAGUAGAUAGAAGGUGGAUCAACUAGAUCUGAAGCUUAGCAGUGGACUGAUAUCCUUGUAAAUCGACCGAUUGGCAUUACGAAGUGAUUGUUAGUUACAUGAGAGAUGAGUGAGUCUGAGACAGAUGAACAGGGAGAUCAAUCUCACAAGGAUCUAGAACCGGAUAGUGAAAGUGACAUUCCGUUGGUCAGUACUUCCUUUUACAAACGGAAGAAGAGACAGAAUGAGACGACUCGAUCUGAAAUGGACAAACAGGGAGAUCCAUCUCAUAAGGAUGUGGAAUUUGAUGGUGAAGAUUUGGCCUUUGCAUUCUCUAGCAACCGGAAGAAGAGAAAGCGAGUCUGUGUGGAUGAAGGAGACCUCCGGCAUGCUUCUGUGGUGACCAAGAAUAGUUCAAAGAAGAGGUAUGCAAAAGAAAAGGACUCUUGUGUUUCUUUGGAGGAAGAUUCAGAAGCAAAUCAAGAGAAUGUAAAUGUGAUUGAACUGCCAGUCGAUACUCCUGUCAACUAUUGCAAUGACCAAAUGUUUGUGUGGCCUUGGAUGGGGAUUGUUGUGGAUACUCGACCUAAAAAGGUUUGGACGAGGUGUUGCGUUAAAGAAAGUAAAACCCAAGUGACAGGUGAAUUGCAUAGGAAAGGUUUCAGUUUCAUUAGAGUUCAAGCACUGUGUGACUACCAAAACCCAUCCCAAAUCGCUGUUGUGGAAUUUGGCGAAGAUUGGCUCGGUUUCUGCAAUGCCUUGUUGUUUGAGAGGGCUUAUGAUGCAGAUCAUCAUGGACGGAAGGAUUGGUAUUCCAGCAAGAAAAGGAAAACAGGCACUUAUGCUUGGGUUGCUCGUGCCGAUGACUACAACUCAAAGUGUAUCAUAGGAGAAAAACUACGGGAGAUCGGAGACCUUAAGACUAUCGCUGAAAUAGUAGACAAGGAUGCUCAGAAGCGGGAAGAGCUUGUAUCCUUGGAGAGGAAACUAGAGCUUAAAAACAUACAAUUGCAAGAGAUGGAAGAAAAAUCAAGGCAGACUUCUAACUCUCUAAGAAACUUAAUUACCGAGAAAGAAAAGCUCGAGCAAUCUUAUAAUGAAGAGAUGAAGAAAGUACAGAGUGCAUAUGAUUGCUUGCGAAGCAUUCUAAUAAUUCAUGGAAACUCUACGUCGCAACAAGUUGGUUCUCGGAGAACUGUCUUGCAAGAGGUGCGAAAAAGAAGUAGGCAAGAGGACAUCCAUCUGGAAGGUCAGGUCGAUGAGAAUCGGGCAUUGAAACAGGAGAUCGAACGGCUGAGGGGGGAAAUUGAUGUCAUGAAGCAUGACGAGGCUGAACUUUUGAAGCGUAUGGGAGCUAUGCUCGGGGAUUUCAAAGAAAUGGAAGAAACGCUCCAGAACACAGAAGAGUUGAAUACCGCUCUCAUUUACAAGGAGCGCCGGAGCAAUGAUGAGCUGCAAGAAGCUCGGAAACAUUUGAUCGAUGCAUUUAGAGGUAUAACGGGUGCCCAUAUUGGUAUAAAGAGAAUGGGUGACCUUGAUACCCGGCCAUUCCUUGAAGUGUCUAUGCAGAAGAAAGAUGGAUUGGUUGAAGAAGAUGGUUUGGAAUUGUGUUCCUUGUGGGACAAGCUUUUGGCCGACCCCUCAUGGCAUCCUUUCAAGAUUAUCGAGGCUCAAGGGAAGCAUCAGGAAGUAAUAGACGAUGAAGAUGAAAAACUGAAAGGCCUGAGGGAAGAAAUGGGGGAUGAAGUUUAUGAAGCCAUUUCAACGGCCUUGCUGGAGAUGAACGAGUACAAUCCGAGCGGCAGGUUCGUCGUCCCGGAGUUGUGGAACUACAGAACAGGAAGAAAGGCUUCACUAAAAGAGGGGAUCGAAUAUGUACUGACACAGUGGCAGACCGAUCAGCGCAAGAUGAAUCGUCUCCGCAGGGGCAACAAUCGUCGAAGCAGAUGUGACUUGGAGGAGCAUGCUGUGAACUGAAUCAGGUCCAAAUCCUAGUAUUUUCACGUCGCUGCGCUUUUGUCCGCGAUUGAAGCUGUUUCCAUUUUGUUUCGACCGCUUAUCAAGAUAGGUACUCAUCUCUUGUUUUUUGGCAAAUCUAGGUAAGGUAUCGUCCUUGCGUUUGUUUGGCUUGAAACUAUGAGCUGAUGACUCGACCUGCACUUGUUUUCGAAAAUUAUAAUCUCUAUGCUGUGACUUUAUAUGAAGGUCCUCGUCUUUUUUA
Molecule: messenger RNA, 2238 nt
Organism: Syzygium oleosum
Lineage: Eukaryota; Viridiplantae; Streptophyta; Magnoliopsida; Myrtales; Myrtaceae
Product: protein INVOLVED IN DE NOVO 2-like
Exons: 8
Coding region: 144-1994 (616 amino acids)
Biological process (GO): gene silencing by siRNA-directed DNA methylation
Source: RefSeq, a predicted model, not a curated record